CUGAUGCUGUCAGCAUUACAAAUAUUCUCCUAGCUUGCAUCCAGUUGAGUUCAGUACAACUUGUGAGAGAAUGUCAUGCCUACAUGCUCAGAGCAUCCCUAGAAGACAUUCAUCUUGAAGGAGCUCUUCUUGACGCGUACUCGAAGUGCGGGAAUAUAGCCAAUGCAUUCAACCUAUUUCAAAUCAGCCCUAACAAGGACAUUGUCACAUUCACUGCCAUGAUAGGAGGUUAUGCAAUGCAUGGAAUGGCAGAAGAGGCAGUAGAGCUGUUUUCUGAUAUGCUUACACUUGGCAUCAAACCAGACCAUGUAGUUCUAACUGCUCUGCUGUCAGCCUGCAGUCAUGCUGGGCUUGUUGACGCAGGAAUCAAGAUUUUCAAGUUUGCCAGAGAGACUUACAGAGUUGAGCCGACAGCAGAGAACUACACAUGCAUGGUUGAUCUUCUUGCCCGUGGUGGGCGUCUCCAAGAUGCAUACAGUUUUGCGUUGGAUAUUCCCUCUCACUUGGCCAAUGCCAAUGCAUGGGGCUCUCUGCUAGGUGCGUGCAAUGUCCAUGGAGAGGUCAGAAUCGGCCAGCUCGCAGCUGAUCAGUUGUUCGCCAUGGAGGGUGGGGACAUGGGGAACUAUAUUAGCGUUUCAAACAUCUAUGCAGCUGAUGAGAAAUGGGGCGGUGUUGAGUAUGUCAGGAAACUGUUGACGUCCAAGGAUAUGAAGAAACCUGCAGGAUGCAGCCAGGCACUUGUACAUAGUCUGCAAUGUUAAACACAAAGAUUUGAGGUAAAUAAGUAACAUGCUGCCAUCCACCGGAUCACAGCAUGCAUCUUGUAACUGAAGCAGGAGGCAAUUAAAUUAUGUGCUAUCUCCAUUGGAACUCUCUUUUUGGUUUUCUACAAAACCAGGUUUACUCUGGAAGUCUAGGUAACAGUUUCUGGCAUCAGGAAUGUCAGCAAUGUCAUCUAUUUGAGCAACUCUGAUUAGAGCUCUGCUUAACGGUGUUAGUCUGGCUGGUGAAACACCACAAGCAGAAGGAAUCAGAGUACAUCAUCGUCAGGUGGCUGAAGAAAAGAGACAGAUUAACAUACACUCGCUGCAAGGCAGGUGCAGCCCGGCCUGGAUCGGCCAGCCUGAACUGCCCGGCCCAGAACACCUAGGCCCAGCAGGCUGAACGGGAACGGGCCCUCGAGGAAAUAGUAGAAAACUUGGCCUUGCGGGUAACGGAAACGGAGACCGAGUCCAGCACGAACUUUACCUCACGAACGCUGCUGGCACGCGCUUUUUAUGCCCACCGUCCGUGUCGGAAGACGCCACCUACCUACCAGCCUACGACGGCCAUAUAAUAAGGGCCUUCGCCUCCUACCCACGAAUUUGUUCCCCUUCGCGACCGCGCGGACAGACAGAGAAAAAGGAAGAGUCUCGCACGCUUGCUCGCCGGAAUCCUCCCCCCGACCACACCGCCGCCGCCGCAGCAGUUGAUGGAUUUCGGAAGAACCGCCGCAAAAACCAGCAAGAACGAAUUGAAGAGCAGUGCCUCCCUACGCCCCUCCGGCCUGCCCUUUCCAGCGACCCCCUCCACGCCGUGGUUCCGGGAGCUGUGGGUCAACGCCUCAAAAUAACAGGCUCUGCAGAGGUUUGGAGCAAUUCUUGAUUGAUUCAAGGAAGUAAAGCAAAGGCAACCCAGCAUCCUUUCGACGAGCAUUGGGGUCUUAUCUAUUUUUGAGCUAAAAUAAGACCAUUAGAAGAAGGCUGUGAACUGUAAACAUGCAUAGGCAGAAGAUGUCCAAUUCUGGGUGGGCUGCUUUCGAUCGCAAGUUGCGCAGCACAGCUGAUGGAGGGGAAGAUGUUGAUGCCAACAAAUUUCCUGCUCUCUCGGGUUCGAGGGGCUCCAGUUUGGCUAGCAGCUCAGUUGCAGAAAGUAAUAAUAUGCCAAAGGCAAAACCUUUUGCAUCAGUGAUUCGCCCCCCUGUUGAAUGUGCAGCUGUUAGUAAUGACAAGAGAAAUAAGCAUUUGAUGGACCACACACAGAAAACAAACUUUGGUGUAAACUCUGCAUCUGACAAUAUUAAGCUCCUGAAGGAUGCUCAUAGUUGGGCCGACAGUAAUUUAAUUGAGGAUGUAUUGGCCGGUGUGAAUAAUGAUGUAGGCCAAGCAUCUGUUUUGUUGAAAGCUAUGGUCUCUCCUGAUUUGUUACCAGAAGAGGGUAGAACAACUUGUCAGCCUGCUUUUGAGAUGAAUAAAGCACACGGUUUAGCGUCGGAAAAUGCUACAGCGGGGAGUAAAUAUCCAAAUGAAUCAAAGUUGUUACCAAUGCAAAAUUUUGUCCCUAUACCCCUGGAACCUGAAUUGGAAGAGUUUGAUGAUGAUUACUUAAACCACCGGAAAGAUGCACUGAAGAUUAUGAGGGCUGCCACAAGGCAUUCUCAGGCUGCCAGUAAUGCAUUUCUGAGAGGUGAUCAUGCUGCUGCCAAGGAGCUCUCCCUCCAAGCUCAAGAAGAGCGGUCCGCUGCUGAGAAGUUAAAUAAUAAGGCAGCAGAAGAAAUAUUUCACCUCAGGAACAGAAACAACGGGAUCUGGAAGAUUGACAUGCAUGGUCUACAUGCAUCAGAGGCUGUAGCUGCAUUGGAGAGGCAUCUGCACAUGUUAGAGUUCCAGCCACCAGGAAAUAGUCCAUCUUCAACUGAUGAAUUUGAUAAGUCAGAACCCACAAUUGCUGGCUCAGAUGAGGUUCCUGCAGAUAAGGUGGUGGUGCUUCUUCGUCCUAGACAGUCUGUGUUAGAGGUGAUCACAGGGAUUGGCAAGCACAGCAAAGGACAGGCUUCACUGCCUGCCGCAGUUAGGGGCUUCCUUAUUGAAAAUGGGUAUCGAUUUGAUGAGCUGAGGCCUGGUGUCUUCAAUGUUCGUCCUAAAUUCCGCCGCCGCUGAACCCUGGGAAGACUGAACCAUUAUAUCAAGUUGUAUUAGUUCGGCAAAUAAAUAUCUGUGAAAUAUGCUGCCAGCAAAACAAAAUAAUAGAGAUUUGGCUAUUCAUUGUUCAUGUAUCUUGCAUGUAACAAAUUUAUACAGCUGUUAAUAUUAUGUUGUAGCCACCUAAUGAGAGAUGCAAACUGUACAUAAUGACAAUAUGGUCACGUUGUAAUAUAUUUUGCUUAGUGCUGGAACAUGAUUUGUGGUUCUCUAUGGUA
Molecule: messenger RNA, 3178 nt
Organism: Lolium rigidum
Lineage: Eukaryota; Viridiplantae; Streptophyta; Magnoliopsida; Poales; Poaceae
Exons: 7
Coding region: 1758-2918 (386 amino acids)
Source: RefSeq, a predicted model, not a curated record